UUGUUGGCAGCUCUUUUCUAGCGCUUGCGCUUGUUGAUGCAAAACAAAAAAAAAUGAGAAGCGUCCGAAUAUUGUUAGAAGAGUCAGUGCUUAACUCGUCGACGCCGAGCUAGUGUCAUUGUACGCCCUGGUUUUUUAACACCCCGCCUGAGGACUUGGUAAUUUAAGUCGUGGUUGAAGCAACAAAUAGUAUUAAAAAUGGCAUUCGCGGGGCUCAAGAAACAAAUAAACAAAGCCAACCAGUACAUGACAGAGAAAAUAGGAGGGGUCGAAGGCACGAAACUAGAUGUCGAUUUUGUGGAUAUGGAGAGGAAAACUGAUGUAACGUAUGAGUUAGUCGAAGAACUACAGAUGAAAACUAAAGAGUUUUUGCAGCCCAAUCCUACUGCCAGAGCUAAAAUGGCUGCUGUCAAAGGCAUAUCAAAAUUGAGUGGCCAAGCUAAAGCCUCCACAUAUCCACAAGCCGAAGGCACACUUGGAGAUUGUCUUCUCCUAUACGGCAAGAAAUUAGGUGAUGAUAGCUUAUUUGGUCAAGCCUUGCAGGAGAUGGGUGAAGCACUCAAACAAAUGGCCGAUGUCAAAUAUGCCUUAGAUGACAAUACUAAACAGAAUUUCCUUGAACCUCUACAUCACUUACAAACAAAAGACUUAAAGGAAGUUAUGCACCAUAGAAAAAAGUUACAAGGAAGAAGGCUAGAUUACGAUUGUAAAAGAAGAAAACAAGCCAAAGGUUCACACUUUAGUGACGAAGAACUGAAACAAGCCGAAGAAAAAUUCGCUGAGUCCUUACACAGUGCUCAGAUAGGAAUGUUCAAUUUGCUCGACAAUGACGUGGAACAAAUUUCACAACUGACUACUUUUGCUGAAUCUCUACUCGAAUACCAUCAACAGUGUUCUGAAAUUUUGAAAUUGGCCGUAAUGGAAAUUCAAGAAAAACGUGACCAAGCGGCAAGUCGACCGAAAUUAGAAUUUGUGCCCAAGACUCUUAAUGAUCUUCACCCGGUAGAUGUAAUCUCGGACGAUAUUAAUGGCGAGUUUGAGUUCAUCAAGUCACGACUCGCACACUUCAAAGGUAGUUCACGAGCUUCAUCCCCGACGCAUACCAAGUCGGACUUAACAUCAGGAGCAAACCAUCACGAUAAUCAGCAUUCACAACCGCAUCACAAUGCGUCUCCUGCAUUAUCUCCUACGAAGUCUGUUCAAAGGCAAAUACCCCGUAAUACACCAUGCUGUACUGCUCUUUAUGAUUUUGAGGCUGAGAACCCUGGAGAACUAGGAUUUAAAGAAGGUGAAACGAUUAUACUGUUGAAUAGGGUGGAUGAAAAUUGGUAUGAAGGCAGUGCUAACGGGCGUACUGGAUACUUUCCAGUUACUUAUGUACAAAUAGUUGUACCACUGCCAUAAUUUGGUCUUGUCCCUUUAUCUAAAUAUUACAUAAUUUAUUAAUAAAUUAAAUCUUACCCUUUGCAAUAAACAUUAGUAGAAAAUUUUAAUUGAAAGUAAUUUGAAUAUUCUUCUGUAAUUCCAUAUUUUGUUAUGUUUUAUGAAUCGUUACUAGCAAUGUCAAACAAAAGACAACACAAAUUUAUUUUGUUCUUUUCAGUAUUAAAUUAAUAAUUUUUAGAAAAUAAUAUGAAUUGCUUUUAUUCUUAUUUAUGAGUUUUCUGUGACUAAUUAUUAUUGUAGCACAGUAUUUUUCAUUAUAAUGUUGUUGAGCUAUAACUAUUAGAAAUGGUUGAUUAUUGUUUUUGUUUUUAUUCUAAAGCUCAACCUAAACAUAAGAUUUAAACAUUUUUCUGUACAACCUAACCUAUAUGUAACAUCUCUAUUGUAUGUGUCUACAAAAUU
Messenger RNA from Daktulosphaira vitifoliae (grape phylloxera), 1848 nucleotides. It is a transcript of the gene EndoA, whose product is annotated as endophilin-A. Lineage: Eukaryota; Metazoa; Arthropoda; Insecta; Hemiptera; Phylloxeridae. The transcript is spliced from 12 exons. The record is from RefSeq and is a predicted model, not a curated record. Gene Ontology annotation, biological process: synaptic vesicle uncoating. Bases 199 to 1404 code for a protein of 401 amino acids. Gene Ontology annotation, molecular function: protein binding. Gene Ontology annotation, cellular component: glutamatergic synapse; presynapse; cytoplasm.